AUGAACGAGCUCGCCGAGGCAUGGGCUGCCCGCUGGCUGCCCAGCAUCUUCAUGGACCUGAGCUUCAACGACUUCACCGAGUGGAUGGAGUGGUGCGUGCCGUACCUCACGGGAGUCCUGCGGCGUCCACAGUUCGACGCGAUUUUUGCCGUCGACGACUUGGCUGGCGACACGCAAAAGAGGCAUCGCACUGCCAUGGACAUCUGCGAGUCGAACGGGCACAAGUCCGCAUGUGCGCGCGAGAAGAAGAAGCUGCUGAACAUCGUGCCCGCCGUCGCUGGCUGGCUGCUGAUGGGCCCGUUCGCGAUGAAGACCGCUGGCUACCUGAAGAUACUGCGCGGGCCUCCGUCAAAUUUGUGGCCUACGUUCAAGACGCUGUCGGGAGCCUGGACCACCAGCUACCGCUCGCACGUCAACCUGCACAAGUUCCAGUGCCUGCCGGGCUGCCCGUGCAGCGAGAGCCAGCGCAACAUCGACGACAUCUCACACUACCUCACAUGCCCGCGAUUGUGGUCGCACCUACGCCAGCCUCGAGGCGUGGUGUCCGCCCACCUGCUCACGCGCAUGGGCCUCAAUGGUGAAAUCUACGACGGCGAGAACAACAUCAGGCACGUCAUCGCGCGCGUGGCGGUCGCAUUCAAGACAUGCAACUUCCUCCGCAUUCAGAACAGCCUGACCUCCUGCUCCCCGAGCUCCGGUAACGAGCUCUGGGUUGUGGACAACAUCGUCGACCCGUACAACAAGAACGCCGCGGCCGUGGCCGCCUC
This is a messenger RNA of Prorocentrum cordatum, 767 nucleotides long. NCBI's taxonomy places the organism in Eukaryota, Dinophyceae, Prorocentrales, Prorocentraceae. The record is from the annotation of a GenBank genome assembly.